Uloborus diversus is the source of this 3531-nucleotide messenger RNA. RefSeq names its product transmembrane channel-like protein. The record is from RefSeq and is a predicted model, not a curated record. Gene Ontology annotation, cellular component: plasma membrane. NCBI's taxonomy places the organism in Eukaryota, Metazoa, Arthropoda, Arachnida, Araneae, Uloboridae. Gene Ontology annotation, molecular function: mechanosensitive monoatomic ion channel activity.
AUGGCGGACGAACCAGACGACGACGAACUGGAAUCGUACCUAAGGAGUAGUCUGAGCGAUCGACGCCGAAGCCGAUGGGGACGACAAUCUUUGCGGCGGGGAUCGUCACCUUUUCUAACAGAAGCCAUGGCUGGAAAACACGGAAGAAGGCUUUCUUCUAUGACCACAUCUUCCGGAGAUGACACUGCCAUUUCUAUAGAAGAAGAAGAAACACCGGAAGAAGUAAAAGAAAAUAUGCGACUAAAUAAACAAAUCAUAGAAACAAUUAAACUGCAGCCAUGGCGAAUGAAGAAAAAGUAUAAAAUUCUCAGAAAAGCCAAAGCCUAUGUUCGAAAGCAUGAAGGAGAAUUGGCUCAAAGUAAACGAUCAAAAGAUGUUUUCGCAAAGUAUACACUUCUAUGGAGUAGAGGCUUAAAUCGUUUCAAGAGAGAAGUUGCAAAUUUUAUGGUAAUGUUGACUCCAUGGGAAAUGCGCAUAAAACGAAUAGAAAGUCAUUUUGGGUCUGUAGUUGCUUCCUAUUUUACGUUCCUCCGUUGGGUAUUCUGGAUCAACUGUUUCAUAUCUGCAUUUGUUUGUUGCUUUCUAAUGGUACCUGAAGUUCUUCGAGGAGCUGAAGAUCCCACUGGCAUGAGAAAAGAAAUUGAAAGUGACGAAGCCGAAAGUGCACUGAAUCUUAAGAAUAUUUGGGAUUUUGAAGGGUAUUUGAAAUACUCACCUAUUUUUUACGGAUACUAUAGCAACCGAGAGAAGACAGAAGAAGGUUACAGAGUCCCUCUUGCCUAUUUUCUUACUUCAAUUUCUGUGUACUGUUUUAGCUUUUUUGCCAUUCUUAGAAGAAUGGCUGAAAAUUCACGAAUGAGCAAACUCUCUGAAAAAGAUGACGAGUGCACUUUUGCCUGGAAGUUGUUCACGGGUUGGGAUUACAUGAUAGGAAAUCCUGAAACUGCAUACAACAAAGUUGCUUCCCUCGUCAUGGGAUUUAAGGAAGCUAUCUUAGAAGAGAAAGAGAAGAAAAAAGAAGUCAAAAGCUGGAAACUAAUCACUAUUCGGGUGGCGGCCAACUUCGCCGUUUUCCUUCUUCUGGCCUCCAGUGCCUAUGCAGUCGUUCUUGUUGUCACCCGAUCUCAGGAACCUGAAGCUCAAGAAGAUGGUACUUGGUACAGGCAGAACGAGGUAACUCUGGUGGUGUCCUUUAUAUCCAUCUUAUUUCCUAAUCUUUUUGAUAUGAUCGGAAUGGCUGAAAAAUAUCAUCCUCGUGUUCAAUUGAGAUGGCAACUAGCUAGAAUUCUUCUUUUAUAUCUCCUCAAUUUAUAUACUCUAAUCUUUGCUUUAUUUGCCAAAGUGUACAAGACGGUUUCUUUCACUGACGAUGAGCCACCCUCGGCCAUGUACGCCGGUGUCAACCUCACUGAUUUGUUGCUCACUACCACGACCGGAACACCAAAUGUGUCGUUCGUCGAUGGAGACUACUUCCUGGACAAUUCUACAAUGGAAGAUGAUUUUGCCUAUGGUUCUCUGGUGGGUAACAUUGCCAAUUUGACUGCCUACGGCAUGGCCACUUGGAACGUGAGUUCAUCCAAGCCUGCUGGACCACACAUAUCAUUACCACCCGUUUUUUUUAAUAUGUCAUCAGCCAUGGAUCUUGAAGAUGGGAAGAUGACGUGGGACAUUCCUUUGGAUUAUGUUAGUGAACUUCCGGAAAAUUGGACGUUAUUUGGUGAUUUAAACGAUUCCAUUAGUACGUUAGAUCCAUCGUCAUCAACUUCAUAUUUGAUGAAUGAUAGUACCACCUUUGACAACACAACUCCCGAUGACGAUGCACAGUCUAAAAGUUCUCCCUGGCCACCAGAGCUAAACUGUACUGUUGUCAUUCCAAUAUGUUCUGCAGUUCCUAGUUACACCACCGAAAGGUCUGAGCUACCUUCAACAACCGAGGGUUUCGAAAGCACAACUUUGGACAGGAUGGACGAUUUUGAUCUAACGAGUAAUGGCACCGAAGCUGGAGAGAAUGCCACGUCCUUUGACACCACUUGUUCUAGAGACAUUCUAGAUGAUGAUGCUCCUUGUCCUCUCAGAUGCCAGGGUUCGGAGAAGAAGUAUAGGAUGCCUACACAAGAAGAUCUACUCAAAAUUCCCGAAUCAACUAAAGAGCUGUUGCGGAAGAAGUGUUGGGAAACAGCAUUUGGGCAAGAGUUGGUGAAGUUGACUAUCAUGGAUUUGGUAAUGACAGUCAUCUCCACAAUAAUAACAGACUUUUUAAGAGCCGUGUUUGUACGAUAUGCAAAUAACUGCUGGUGCUGGGAUCUUGAAAAAGGAUUCCCCGGCUAUGGAGAUUUUAAAAUAGCUGAAAAUAUUUUGCAUUUGGUGAAUAAUCAAGGCUUGGUAUGGAUGGGAAUGUUUUUCUCACCCGGAUUGCCAGCCAUCAAUUCAGUCAAGUUAUGUAUUCUGGUAUACGUUCGUAGUUGGGCCGUUCUAACGGCCAACAUUCCUCACGAGACUGUGUUCAGAGCUUCCGGGUCAAACAAUUUUUAUUACGCUUUGCUAUUGAUCAUGCUGUUCCUUUGCACUCUUCCAGUUGGAUUUGCGUGUGUUUGGCUUCAACCAUCUUGGCACUGUGGACCAUUCAGUUCUCAGAGAAGGAUUUACAAUGUUCUGACGAGUUACGUACUGAAUGCUCUUCCUACUUUUAUGGUUGAAGUUGUUCAAUAUUUAACCUCACCUGGAGUUGUCAUUCCUUUACUUUUGCUAUUGGUGUUGAUCAUUUACUAUCUUGUUUCCUUGACUGGAUCGUUAAGAGAAGCAAACAAUGACUUGAAGCUUCAAUUACGAAGAGAAAAAAGUGAGAGGGAAAAGCCUAAAGAUGAAGCAAAGCCACUAGAGGCGGUGGAAUUGCCGGAACAUUUAAGUAAAUGGUCUCCAGCCAAGAAGAUCCUUCCAGUUUUGCCGAACAAAUUUCGAACACCAAGCCAACUUCUUGGCGAAGAGUCGGACGAUAGCAACGAUACACCAAAAAAGAAAUCAGGAAAACAUACUGGAAGUAGCGAUCAGACAGAGGAUCAAUAUGACGGCCACGAGGAGAGGAAAUCACAUAGAGAUGGUCACAAAGAUAAGUUCAGUAGACGUCCAUCUCCGUUUUCCACGGAAUCGCAUCGCUCUUCUUCGGACGGAGAGGAUAGAAGGUGGAUGCGAAGAGGUGGUAUCACGGGGAAUGGAGACCUACCGCUCAUCACUAUCAGCCAAGCUUCGGAAGGGCGAGAUUCCCCUGGGCAACUAUCAAGCCUGAAUUCGUCGGAGGACGCGCCAACCCCGCCAUCCAGUACCCUGUCUCGUCGGAGGCCGGGCCUCAUUCCUUCUGUGAGUGAACAGGAGGAGGACGAUUACGUGGAGGAGGACGAGGAUUUGACCAUCGAAAUACGGGACCACACUCAUUUUGAGCCCUCUCAGGGUAAUGGCCCGGAAGAACAACAGCAACAAAUCGUCAAUGAGGAACAAGCGGGAAGGCACGAUGGUAAAUAUUAUUUGAAAAACUGA